UUAACCCUGAAAUCAUCUCAAGACAAUUAUAUAUGGAUGAAGUUCUUGGCCAACGCAGGGAGGUUGCAAUGUCACAGAGCCUUUUCAGUGCGGUGUUAUCGCUUUUGGUUGGAAUGAUUAUCUGGGAAGCUGAAGACCCUUGCAUGCCCCUUGUGGUGGCCCUCUUCACGGUUGUUGGCAUGUCCUUGAAGAGUGUAGUCGAGCUUUUCUCCACCAUAAAGAUCAAACCUGCUUCUGAUGCAGUUGCUCUCUUAAGCUUCAAUUGGUUCGUACUGGGCAUGCUUACCUACCCGGCACUGCCAAGAGUUGCCAGAAUGUUGGCUCCAAUGUCUUUGCGGGUUGUGGACAAACUUGUUAGCUCGCUUUGAUCUUUCCUUUCUCUAGUUUAGAACU
Messenger RNA from Juglans regia (Persian walnut), 393 nucleotides. RefSeq lists its product as uncharacterized. The transcript has a single exon. The record is from RefSeq and is a predicted model, not a curated record. Bases 33 to 368 code for a protein of 111 amino acids. NCBI's taxonomy places the organism in Eukaryota, Viridiplantae, Streptophyta, Magnoliopsida, Fagales, Juglandaceae.